AGUCACCUGACUAAAACAAAUAGCUACCUAGCUUUAACAGUUUUCAGAUACAUUAAAAGUCGUAAUGUGGCUAAAGUAGGUCGACCGAGGAGACGAAUGGUGUGAGGGAGAAGAUUUCUGGCUAACACAGUUAGCCCGCUAGUUUAACGAUCGUGGCAUUGGUGAGAAUCCGACAGUAAAAAUGCCUCACUCAGCGGCUAUAAUCAGCGGGAUCCAGAGGAUGGUUCUGUACGAAACUAGAGCUAGGUAUUUUUUGGUGGGGAGUAAUCAGGCACAGACCAAACACCGUGUCCUCAAGAUUGACCGCACAGAACCCAAGGACCUCGUCAUAAUUGAUGACAAGCAUGUCUACAACCUGCACGAAGUGAGGGAGUUGCUGGGACGUCUGGAAGUGGGCAACCGCACCAAGAUUAGCCAGAAGGGUUCAUCGGGCCUGUCCAGGUCUGUCUUAGCAUAUGGAAUUGUGGGAUUUGUGCGCUUCCUGGAGGGCUACUACAUUGUGCUGAUCACCAAGCACAGAAAGAUGGCUGACAUUGGCGGUCAUUCCGUCUACAAAAUUGAAGACACCAGCAUGAUCUACAUCCCACAUGACUCCAUUAGGGUCACACAUCCUGAUGAGGCAAAGUAUGUGCGAAUCUUUCAAAAUGUGGAUCUGUCCAGCAACUUUUACUUCAGCUACAGUUAUGACCUGAGCCACUCGCUGCAGUACAACCUGAUGUUGCUGCAGAGGCCCUAUGAGCUAUGGUCAGCAGCAGCUUCAUCCACCGAGCAAGAGGUGCACGCACAGAGCAAGAAGGGCACCUUUGACAUCUUCGAGGAUGAGGGGUUGCCUACUCAAGUGGUUUUCAGCCUCCAGAACGAGCCGUACUACAAAUACGUGUGGAAUGGGAAGCUGUUGGAACGGGUCAAGGACAUCGUGCAUCAAGACUGGCUCAUGUAUAUCAUCCACGGCUUUUGUGGCCAGUCGAAACUUCUCAUUUAUGGUCGACCAGUUUACAUCACUCUCAUUGCCAGACGCUCAAGCAAAUUUGCCGGGACCCGCUUCCUUAAAAGAGGAGCCAACUGUGAGGGGGAUGUAGCCAAUGAGGUGGAGACAGAGCAGAUUGUCCAUGAUGCUUCAGUUAUGUCUUUCACAGCAGGGAGUUACUCUUCCUACGUCCAGGUGCGAGGUUCUGUCCCGCUGUACUGGUCCCAGGAUAUCUCCACCAUAAUGCCAAAACCCCCAAUACGAUUGGAUCAAGCUGACCCAUAUGCGCAUGUUGCUGCUCUUCACUUCGACCAGAUGCUGCAGAGAUUCGGGUCACCGAUUAUAAUCCUCAACUUGGUCAAGAAAAAGGAGAAGAGGAAACAUGAGAGGAUUUUAAGUGAAGAGCUUCUCCCAGCUGUGAUCAACCUAAACCAGUUCCUUCCUCCAGAACACUGGAUUGACUACAUCGCCUGGGACAUGGCCCGCUACACGAAGAGUAAGUUGUGUAACGUGCUGGACCAUCUGAGUAUGAUCGCAGAGAAUGUGGUCAAACGAACAGGCUUCUUCAUAAAUCGCGCUGACUUCUACUGUCAUACUCUCAGACCAGAUGACAGGUGGGGCGAUGUAGGUAGACACGUCACAUGUAAUGGACGGGUGCAGACUGGAGUAUUGCGUACCAACUGUGUGGACUGUCUGGACCGGACCAACACUGCCCAGUUCAUGGUUGGGAAGUGUGCGCUGGCCUAUCAGCUUUAUGCCUUGGGAAUGAUUGACAAGCCCAAGCUCCAGUUUGAUACUGACUGUGUGCGGUUGUUUGAGGAGCUAUAUGAGGACCACGGGGACACUUUGUCUUUGCAGUAUGGCGGCUCCCAGCUGGUCCACAGGGUUAAGACCUACCGCAAGAUUGCACCAUGGACACAGCACUCGAAAGACAUCAUGCAGACGCUCUCACGUUACUACAGCAACGCUUUCUCAGAUGCGGACAGACAAGAUGCCAUCAACUUGUUUCUCCAAGUCUAUGAGCCAUCAGAGACCAAACCACAUCUGUGGGAACUGCCCACGGAUUUCUACCUGCACCAGAGCAGCACCAUGGCCUUGCCACAUGACAGACGCAGCUACACACAGUGGUGGUCAGAAGGAACCAUGUCCUCUCUUCCAUUGGCCUAUGAUGAAGUCCCCAGUGAGGACACCAUGAAGAAGGUUAAAGUGAAGCGAGUGAACCGCUUUGAUGAGAGUAUCGACAUCUAUACAGAAUUUUUCAAACCUUACGAGAUCACCUCCUUUGAUGGGACCUUCUGCAUCGCUAAGACCAACUCUACAAGGGAGUUUAUGCCGAAGACGGUCGGCGUGGAUCCAAGUCCAUUUACGGUUCGCAAGCCGGAGGAAACGGGGAAAUCUGUGCUUGUCAACAAGAGCAGUAAGGAAGAGACUCUGCUCCAGAGGAAAACCGCAGCCAGCGCACCUCCUCCUCCAAGUGAGGAGGCCAUAUCCAGCACAUCGGAGGAUGACUCUGAGGAGGAUCGCGACGAUGAUGGAAGCGUGUCCCAGCGGUCCACUCCUGUCAUACUGCUGACCGAGUCCUUGGACAGCGGUCGCACACAGGAGGAGAUUCAACAGCAGAUUAAGGAGCCUUACGGACUCGAUCUCACUGGGCUUGUUAAUGAGGAGGACUUGCUUAUUUACGAGAGGUUUGCACGUCUGGGUGAGAGCCAGCACCUAGUGGACAGAACCAAACCCAUACAUCUGGCAAAUAUCCUCUGCUUAGAGCCGGUGUCAUACUUUCCAGAUGACAGCAUCUACGCUGUUUCACCUCCACAAGUUGACCAAGACAACCAUGAUGUCUUUGAGUGCCAUGUGAUGGCUGGCGAGGGCCAGGUGAGGGCGCUAUGCAGGGACGACGUGCUGAUAUACAGAGACUACCUCAAGAACAGAUACAUGUGAGACACCAGAUCUCCAAAGCAACAUGAUAGUCUGGACACAAAGACAAACAGAGUAACAUUCCAACUUCAAGACUCCAGUUUUAGUGUUAUUAUUAUUAUUAUCAAUCGUAGUAUUGGAGGGGGCGGCUUCAUGUCAA
This is a messenger RNA of Thalassophryne amazonica, 3044 nucleotides long. RefSeq names its product FIG4 phosphoinositide 5-phosphatase a (gene fig4a). The transcript has 24 exons. Gene Ontology annotation, cellular component: intracellular membrane-bounded organelle. The record is from RefSeq and is a predicted model, not a curated record. Bases 182 to 2908 code for a protein of 908 amino acids. Gene Ontology annotation, molecular function: phosphatidylinositol-3,5-bisphosphate 5-phosphatase activity. Lineage: Eukaryota; Metazoa; Chordata; Actinopteri; Batrachoidiformes; Batrachoididae. Gene Ontology annotation, biological process: phosphatidylinositol dephosphorylation.